AUGUUUGGUUCCUUGACAAGAAGAGUCGUCAGACAUAAUGGUAUCUGUGCUUUCAGACCUACUGUAGCCCAAUCCGGUCGCCAUGCUUCGACAGAAACACCUAGACAGCAUGUUGCUUACGAAGAAGCUCUCAAGUUGAUCCAGACUGACAAGAAAGAGCGUCUCCAAAUGCUCUCUCAGGUUGAAAAGGAACUUGUUCGUGUUUGCAAAGCUACUUCACCUGCACAGCCUGCUCAACUCCAAGCUCUCGAAGCUCUUCGAUACGACCUUCUUGUCAAAUCCGAAUUGAACGAUCCUCAAGUCCAAAAAGACUACAAGCUUGGCAAAGUUGAUAUGGGACGCCCUGUGUAUCGUUACAUGCGCCAGCGCGAAUUCCAGAAAGUACCGCGUGCAAAGUUGAUGGAGCGUAUCACCCAAAUGAACGUUAUUCCUGAUGUGUUGGCUCCUGGUUUGUCACCAAAGGUUGAGGUUUCCAUAAAGCUUGCUGAUGAGCAAUCUGUUGUUGAGCCUGGUGUGUUUGUUCAACCCGAGCAGACUGUUAAGAAACCCGAGAUCGAAAUCACCAACUUCCACACUGACACACGGUUGUACACCUUGAUGCUCGUGGAUCCCGAUUCACCUGAUGUGGCUAACCAGACAUACCAACAGCACUGCCACUGGUUAAUAACAAACGUACCAUUGUCUGCCACAGAACCCAUUGUGAAUGCUGGAGAUUCUGUAUUGGAUUAUGUUCCUCCCCAUCCCCAAAAGGGCACCAAAUAUCACCGUUACACACUCGUUGCCUUUGAACAGCCCAAGGAGGGUCAGGAGAAGGUUGAGAUCAAGGUCACCAACAGAGAUAACUUUGAUAUCAAGACAUUGGCUGAGACCCACAACCUUUCUGUCAGCGGUGCUUCUUUCUUCCGUCAGGAAUGGAACCCCAGUGUUUCCAAGAUCUAUGAAGAUGUAUUGGGCACUCAAGAGCCUGUUUAUGGCAAGCCACCCAAGGUCCAGAACUACAUCAAGAGAACAACUUACUUUUAGAUUGAAAAAAUAAAAAGAUAAAAAAUAUAAAAUG
Phycomyces blakesleeanus NRRL 1555(-) is the source of this 1057-nucleotide messenger RNA. RefSeq lists its product as hypothetical. The coding region runs from base 1 to 1023 and encodes 340 amino acids. NCBI's taxonomy places the organism in Eukaryota, Fungi, Mucoromycota, Mucoromycetes, Mucorales, Phycomycetaceae. The transcript is spliced from 8 exons. The record is from RefSeq and is a predicted model, not a curated record.